Messenger RNA from Nematolebias whitei (Rio pearlfish), 1953 nucleotides. RefSeq names its product serine/arginine-rich splicing factor 11. Bases 188 to 1552 code for a protein of 454 amino acids. NCBI's taxonomy places the organism in Eukaryota, Metazoa, Chordata, Actinopteri, Cyprinodontiformes, Rivulidae. Gene Ontology annotation, molecular function: RNA binding. Gene Ontology annotation, cellular component: nucleoplasm. The transcript has 12 exons. The record is from RefSeq and is a predicted model, not a curated record.
AGCAGCAUCACCGCCUCUCCAGUCACGACAGAGCUGCGGCCGAUCUGCAGCUCCUCAACAUCCACUUAUUUUUAACUAGACAUGCAAAUUUUUGUAUUAGCUCGAUAGUUUUUUUUACACUGUAAACCUAACAUAGCUUGAAUUUUAAUUUAAGACUUAAUUGCUAGCAUAGUUAGCGGCUGUGAAAAUGAGCUCCAACACGCACGUCGUUCAGGUGACAAAUGUUUCCCCGAGCACAACGUCCGAACAAAUGAGGAGUCUUUUUGAAUUCCUCGGAACCAUAGAGGAGCUCAAACUGUUUCCACCUGAUGACUCUCCCUUGCCUGUGACUUCACGUGUCUGUUUUGUAAAGUUCCGUGAGCCCGAGUCGGUGGGAGUGUCUCAACACCUGACGAACACCGUUUUUGUGGACAGAGCUUUGAUCGUGGUCCCCUUUGCUGAAGGAGUUAUUCCUGAUGAAUCUAAAGCCAUGUCGCUCCUGGCUCCAGCCAACGCUUUGGCAGGAAUGCUGCCUGGUGGAGGCCUUCUUCCAACACCUAAUCCUCUUGCAUCGAUGACAGCUACACCAUUUGGAGGUCUUGGCGCUCACAACUUGGAACAAAUGGCUGCCAUGGGAAUUGCACCUAGCAUGAACCAACAGACUCUUUCGGCAGACUUUUUGAAGCUCAUGCAGUCUAUGGAUCCAAAACUAAAUCCAUUAGCCGCCGGGCUGGGCUUGACUUCUGGUCUAAAACCAGAUUCUGCCAACAAGGAGAUCGAAGAGACCAUGAAGAAAGUCAGAGAGGCUCAGUCUCUGAUUUUAGAUGCUAUUGACCCUGGAAGUAAGAAAGAUGAGAAGCGCAAACGUUCCCGUUCGCGGUCACGGCGCAAACGGUCCAGGACUCCAUCAAGGCACAGACGUUCAAGGAGCAGGUCUCAGCAUAUGUCUCAUUCAAGAGCUUCAAGAAGUAAAAGAAGGUCCAAGAGCCCCCGGAGGAGGAGGACUUACUCUCAGGAAAGAAGUCGUCGAAGUAGAUCUAGGGAUCGGAGGAAGGAAGAAAAGCCUAAGAAAAGGUCAAAGACGCCCCCUAAGAGCUACAGCAGUGCCAGGAGGUCUCGAAGCAUCAAUCGGAGGCACAGGCGAAGUCGCAGUGCUUCCAGGUCACCCAAGAGAAAGCCGUCCAGGUCUCCAUCGCCCAGACGCCACAAGAAGGAAAAAAAGAAGGACAAGGGCCGUGAGAAGGAGCGGGAUAGAGACAGGAGGGAGGACGGGGACCGUAGCAGAGAGCCAGAACGCUCAACCAGCAGGAAAAAGAACAAGGAGAAAGAGCGAGAACGGGACCGGAUGUCUGACAGCGAGAAAGAAGAUGUGAAGGUGACCCGGGACUACGAUGAGGAGGAGCAAGGUUACGACAGUGAAAAGGGAGAGGAAGAUGAUGAGAGGAAGAGCGACUCCGAUUCUGUCACGUCUCCUAAAGGUCACGAGAUCGAGAAAAAUGCAGCUCGGAUCUCUAAGAAAUCCAAACUAAAUGGUGACGACCAUCAUCAGGAGGACAUGGAGAUGAGCGACUGAGAUUCCUGAGACAAGUCGUGUUUUUUCACUGUUUUUAUAUUCUAAUGUAUUCCACAUGUCUGUGCCUGACCCCACAACGUUAACAAGUUUGUGUCUUAAUUGUAGAAACAAUUCUGAUUUUUAUUUUUAUUUUUUAAGACACACACUAAUACAGAUAACAUGAAAAAUUGUUUUAAACUUCUGUGUCUGUAAAAAGAUUUUGAUUUAGCUAAGUCCUGACAGUAAAAUGUAUCUAAAAGCUGUACUUGUACCAUGUUUUGUUUUGGGGGUUACCCACUUAAUGCACUGUCGAACUUCAGCUGCACAUCUUCAGUUUGGAUUGUAGAUAGAAAUGUGUUACAGUGAAAUACACAAGUCUCAAAUAGAUUUUCCAAAGGAAACAAAUAAAAGUGGGGUAAACU